Messenger RNA from Otolemur garnettii (small-eared galago), 464 nucleotides. RefSeq names its product pterin-4 alpha-carbinolamine dehydratase 2 (gene PCBD2). The record is from RefSeq and is a predicted model, not a curated record. The transcript is spliced from 3 exons. Gene Ontology annotation, molecular function: 4-alpha-hydroxytetrahydrobiopterin dehydratase activity. The coding region runs from base 49 to 309 and encodes 86 amino acids. Lineage: Eukaryota; Metazoa; Chordata; Mammalia; Primates; Galagidae. Gene Ontology annotation, biological process: tetrahydrobiopterin biosynthetic process.
AGCAGGCACCGGGCAGGCAGCGCGCCGGGCAGCCCUCGGCCGGCGGCCAUGGCGGCGACGCUCCGGGCGCCGGGGGCGACGCGGCGCUUGUUGGCGGCGCUGCGGGGCCAGAGCCGGAGGCUCGUGGCCAUGGCAUUUGGCUUUAUGUCCCGAGUUGCCCUACAAGCAGAGAAGAUGAAUCAUCACCCAGAAUGGUUCAAUGUGUACAACAAGGUCCAGAUAACUCUCACCUCGCAUGACUGUGGUGGACUGACCAAAAGAGAUGUGAAGUUGGCCAAGUUUAUUGAAAAGGCAGCUGCUUCUAUGUGAUUUCUCUCAAAAUGCAUGUAAAAUCUUAGACACAUCUUAGCUGCAAUGUAUUGUGAAGGCAAUUUGGUUGGAUUAGAUUGUAAAUUUAGUUCAUUCACUUUUAUAUGCUACAGAUUGUAAAAUCAGUGCUUAAAUACAAAAUGAUUUGAACUUGA